Messenger RNA from Anopheles darlingi, 1388 nucleotides. It is a transcript of the gene Art1, whose product is annotated as protein arginine N-methyltransferase 1. The record is from RefSeq and is a predicted model, not a curated record. Gene Ontology annotation, biological process: peptidyl-arginine methylation. Gene Ontology annotation, cellular component: nucleus. The coding region runs from base 191 to 1297 and encodes 368 amino acids. Gene Ontology annotation, molecular function: protein-arginine N-methyltransferase activity. The transcript has 3 exons. Lineage: Eukaryota; Metazoa; Arthropoda; Insecta; Diptera; Culicidae.
UGUCAGUUCUGCGCGUGUUUCUUGCAAAAAAACAGCAAGAGCAAACGAGGUGGGAAACAACGCCGAAAAGCGGAACAGAAGCGUGCGUUAGAAAAAGGAAACGCUGUUUCCGGGAGUGGAAAUUCUUGAAGGGAAAUAGUUACAGGACUAAGAAGUCAGCGUAAUAAUCUAUAGCUUUAGACAGAGCAAGAUGGCAACGACCAGCACCGACGUCCAAAUGGAGGCCGUCGACCCGGCCGCCGGCGGCGGGGCUCUCAGCCCCAACACGAUGAAUGGCAACGGCAACGAUUUGGCCACCAACGCAGAGGAUAUGACUUCCCGGGAUUACUACUUCGACUCGUACGCCCACUUCGGCAUCCACGAGGAGAUGCUGAAGGACGAGGUGCGGACGUUAACAUACCGAAACGCGAUGUACCACAACAAGCACUUGUUCAAGGGUAAGGUGGUGCUUGAUAUCGGUUGCGGAACCGGAAUACUGUCGAUGUUCGCCGCGAAGGCUGGUGCGGCCAAAGUGAUCGCCAUCGAUUGCUCGAACAUCAUUGACUAUGCACAAAAGAUCGUCGAGGCGAAUCAUCUCCAGGAGACGAUUACGCUGGUGAAGGGCAAGGUCGAGGAAGUGUCGCUACCAGAGGGCUACGAGCAGGUGGACAUCAUAAUCUCGGAGUGGAUGGGGUAUUGUUUGUUCUACGAGUCAAUGUUGGAUACGGUGAUAUAUGCGCGCGAUAAGUGGCUCAAGAAAGACACCGGGAUGAUGUUCCCCGAUCGGUGCACACUGUUCGUCACGGCGAUCGAAGAUCGGCAGUAUAAGGAUGAGAAGAUCAACUGGUGGGAUGAUGUAUACGGUUUUAACAUGAGCUCGAUUCGCAGGGUGGCCAUCAGCGAGCCGCUGGUGGAUGUAGUCGACCCAAAGCAGGUCGUUACUACCGCGUACAUGAUCAAAGAAAUUGACUUAUACACCGUGAAGAAGGAGGACCUGGAGUUCGAGUCGUCAUUCCAUUUGAUGGUGAAACGCAAUGAUUUCGUUCAGGCGCUGGUUACGUACUUCAAUGUAGAGUUUACGAAGUGCCAUAAGCAGCUCGCGUUCAGCACGGCGCCCGAUGCCGCUUACACGCACUGGAAGCAAACCGUGUUCUACAUUGAUGACUACUUGACAGUAAAGAAGGGCGAAGAGAUCCACGGAACGUUUACAAUGAAGCCAAAUGUGCGCAACAACCGGGAUCUCGAUUUUUCCAUUGAUCUGCACUUUAAGGGAGAGCUGUCUCAAGUGGACGAGAAAAACCAUUACAGAAUGCGCUAGAAGGUGAUGGUUACAGGAAUGCCCUUGAGCGGAUGAAUUUGUUGUGGGCUCUCCAGAACGGUUCGUUCCGUGUCGAAACUACCACCAGUAA